GAAAGAACAGGACUCCCAAACCUCGCAGCCAUACGAAGCAAUGAGUGUACAUAAGAUACCUGUUCUCAGUAGUGUGAAUAACGUGACGUUUCGCUAUAAAACAAACCGUGUUUUGGCUAAUAUUUAUGCGCGAAUACCUGAAAACAAGAUCUACGGUUUGUUGGGGCCGAGUGGGGCCGGGAAGACAACCUUGCUCAAAUUGAUUCUGGGUCGGAUACAUUUGCAAAGUGGCUCAAUCACUGUAUUGGGCACUCAAUGUGGCCGUAAUAAUAGGCUCAUCGGUUAUAUGCCUCAGGAUUGUGCUCUAUGUCUUCAAUUGACUGUAAAGCAAACACUUUUAUAUUUUGCUAAUUUAUACCACAUUUCAACGAAUAAAUUCAAAGACAGGACCCUAAGA
Medioppia subpectinata is the source of this 397-nucleotide messenger RNA. The record is from the annotation of a GenBank genome assembly. Lineage: Eukaryota; Metazoa; Arthropoda; Arachnida; Sarcoptiformes; Oppiidae.